AUGAGCGAAGAAAGCGAGAAGGAGAAGCGGAAAGUUCGGUUCCAUGGAAGAGUGCAGUUCAAAACGAUUCGCCAUGUCGCUGACUUUGAUGACGAUGAAAUCAUAAAUGGGUGGUACCGGAAGAAGGAUUUUAUGAGAAUGUCAGAAGAAGUCAGUGAAAUUGCGCAGCUGAUCGCAAACGGCAAAGAAACAUACAAUGGAGAAGAACUGUGCAUCCGUGGUCUCGAGCAUUUGGUGGAAGAAGAUGUUGCAGAUUAUCGUGCGGAGAAGAUGAUUGCAUCCAUUGACGCGGUGCUGGAUGAGCAAGACGAACAGCGUGACGAAGAUAUAUACGAUGGAGACAUUAUUGCAGAAAUCUACACCGAAAUCGUAACUCCCCUCCUAAGAGAAGCCUACUUGGUCGGGCUUCGAGACGCAAAAGAAGGAGCAAAAGCAGCAGAACAAAUACCCGAUCUGGUCGUUACGGAAGCUCCUAUAGAACCUUCCGAGCCUGAACCAAGACCUCCUGAAGUGGACACAGAGGAAUCAACCGCUGAAUUGAAGAAUUCGUUUGAAAUGAGUACACUUUCGGUGGGUGAGGAAGGCUUGAAGUCCAUUGCAGAGGACGAUUCCGCAACCCCUGGAGAACCGGGAAAGGGUGGCGCUGGUGGCAAAUCAUCCAAGAACAAGACUCCACAAAAGCGAAAGAGCAGAACCCGGCUAGGACUUGGAACAGAGCUAUCUCCAUUGGUUAGAAGGCGCGAUGGUACAUUUGCUUUCCGGAAUAGAGACUUGGAAAAAGCAAAGGCAGAGCUUUCUAGGCAACGCAAAGAAUGUGUGCGAGACUCUCUCUUUAAACAUCUGGAUUCCGAUGAUUCUCUGGUUGGGCAACCAAAAGGAUCAAUGACGAAGCUGUAA
This is a messenger RNA of Cylindrotheca closterium, 897 nucleotides long. Lineage: Eukaryota; Bacillariophyta; Bacillariophyceae; Bacillariales; Bacillariaceae. The record is from the annotation of a GenBank genome assembly.